GUGUGUUAUUUUUCUCUAGGAGAAAACGAGUGAUAGGAAAUUGAAACUCUGCGUGAUCAUUUGUGGACGACCUAGAGCUUCCAAUUUGUCAAUAGAAGCGUCCUUUUCUCUCCCAUCUCAUGUCUUUGAAAAUAAACCCAUUAUUCAACUCUAUUGAGAAUUUGAUGAGAGCUUAAAUUUUCUGUGAGAAAGAGGAGAGCUAUAAAUGUGAGUUGGGUUAUGUGGUUUCUUUUCACCUUCUCUUAACGACUAAACGUACAUAUAAUCCUGCCCUUCUUUUAUUUGUGUGUGUGUCUGUGUUUGUGUAUAUAGGCAUACGUGUUUAUUAUGCGUGUACGUUUGUGUUGUUGAAGCUAACCCCAUCUUUGGAUCAGAAAUCAGAGAGGGUCUCUGAGUUUUGUGUAAUAAUCAAUGGAGUUUUAUGCAUACCCAUCUCAUACUUUGCCUUCAUCUUCAUCUUCAUCUUCAUUUUCAUUUGGGAAUUUCGUCGAUAAGGUUAAAGACUUUUUCUGCUUUGCGGUUUCGGCCAUUAUUGGGAACAUAUUCUCUGCCAUAUUCACUUUCUUCUUCGCAUUAGUGGGUACUUUAUUAGGAGCCAUGACUGGAGCUUUGAUUGGUCAAGAGACAGAGAGUGGGUUCAUUCGAGGGGCUGCAGUUGGAGCCAUCUCUGGAGCUGUCUUCUCCAUUGAGGUUUUCGAAUCUUCGCUUGUCCUCUGGCAGUCGGAUGAAUCUGGAAUCGGGUGUCUCCUCUACUUGAUUGAUGUUAUUGCAAGCCUUCUAAGUGGUAGACUUGUUCGUGAGCGGAUUGGUCCGGCCAUACUAAGUGCAGUUCAGAGUCAGAUGGGUGCUGUUGAAUCAAGCUUUGAGGACAUCCCGAAUAUCUUUGAUACUGGGGGCGCUAAGGGUUUGCCCGGUGAUUCAGUUGAGAAGAUCCCGAAGAUAAAAGUCACUAGCAGUAACAAUGUAGAUGCUUCUGGGGAGAGAGUCUCUUGUUCAGUGUGCCUGCAGGACUUUCAGCUCGGAGAGACUGUUAGAAGUCUGCCCCACUGUCAUCACAUGUUUCACCUACCUUGCAUUGAUAAGUGGCUGGUGAGGCAUGGUUCGUGCCCAUUAUGCAGAAGAGAUCUGUAAUUUUUGUUUUCUGUAAUUUACAGGACGCUAUGGGUUCAUCUAUUCCUUGUUAGUAUUAACCUUUAGGAUCUGUGUAUUUUUCUUUUAAACUCUCAAUUAUACUAAUUUCCGGGACGGCCUUAUGUAAUUAUAUUGUCAGCUGGAUCAUUGUACUCGAUCAGCAUGUUGUAUAAAAUUUUUGAGAUAUAAUAGUUCUUGUUUGGGUCCAA
Cornus florida is the source of this 1340-nucleotide messenger RNA. RefSeq names its product NEP1-interacting protein-like 1. The transcript is spliced from 5 exons. The record is from RefSeq and is a predicted model, not a curated record. The coding region runs from base 412 to 1131 and encodes 239 amino acids. NCBI's taxonomy places the organism in Eukaryota, Viridiplantae, Streptophyta, Magnoliopsida, Cornales, Cornaceae.